GGGGAGGAGUCGCCGCGGGAGCUGGUCUGCAUCCGCCGCGGCGUCUCCAUGGCACGACCCUGGCCUCCGACUUCAACGACUUCAUAAGGAGGCGUUUCUGGGCGCAGCCGUGUCGCUCCUGGACAGUUGCUGUGCGACUUGGACAGUAGAGGAGCGCCUCCCAAGUUUUCAUCCACCUGCCACCCCCAAAGCUUCCACCCUUCUCCCCUCAGAGAGGACGUUUGAUGCUGGGCCCCUGAGAUUCUCAUUGACAAGCCCCUCUGGGUCCCCCUGAGCAGAGCCUGCUGACCCAAUUGCCCACCUUUGCGGCUUUGAUGCCUAGCCAUGUCUGCCUCAUCCUCAGGCGGCUCCCCCAGGUUUCCAUCGUGUGGUAAGAACGGAGUAACGAGUCUCACGCAGAAAAAGGUCUUGAGGACACCUUGUGGCGCACCCAGUGUGACCGUGACGAUCAACCUUUUUUGAGUUGUCCUCCCCCGCCUGCCAGAAGCGAACCAUGAAGGACCGCUCUUCAACACCCCCCUUACAUGUUCACGUGGAUGAGAACACCCCUGUCCACGUCCACAUAAAAAAACUCCCGAAAGCCUCCGCGACCAGCAGCCAGAAAUCUCAUAAGCGCGGAAUGAAAGGGGACACCGUGAAUGUGCGGCGGAGUGUCCGGGUGAAAACCAAGAAUCCACCUCACUGCCUGGAGAUCACGCCACCGUCUUCAGAGAAGCUGGUCUCCGUGAUGCGGUUAAGUGACCUCUCCACAGAAGAUGAGGACUCGGGUCACUGUAAAAUGAACCGUUAUGAUAAGAAGAUUGACAGUCUAAUGAACGCGGUUGGUUGUCUCAAGUCUGAGGUCAAGAUGCAGAAGGGAGAGCGCCAGAUGGCCAAAAGGUUCCUGGAGGAACGCAAGGAGGAGCUGGAGGAGGUGGCCCACGAGCUGGCCGAGACCGAGCACGAGAACACGGUGCUGAGACACAACAUCGAGCGCAUCAAGGAGGAGAAGGACUUCACUGUGCUUCAGAAGAAACACCUCCAGCAGGAGAAGGAGUGCCUCAUGUCCAAGCUGGUGGAGGCGGAAAUGGAUGGGGCUGCCGCUGCCAAACAAGUCAUGGCCCUGAAAGACACUAUCGGGAAGCUCAAGACGGAGAAACAGAUGACCUGCACGGAUAUCAACACCCUGACGAGGCAGAAGGAACUUCUCCUGCAGAAGCUGAGCACGUUUGAGGAGACCAACCGCACCCUCCGAGACCUGCUGCGGGAACAGCACUGCAAAGAGGAUUCCGAAAGGCUGAUGGAGCAACAAGGAGCCCUACUGAAACGGCUGGCGGAGGCGGACUCGGAGAAAGCGCGCCUGCUGUUACUGCUGCAAGACAAGGACAAGGAGGUGGAAGAGCUCCUCCAGGAAAUACAAUGUGAGAAGGCUCAAGCAAAGACAGCCUCUGAGCUUUCGAAGUCCAUGGAAUCCAUGCGUGGGCAUUUGCAGGCACAGCUUCGGUGCAAAGAGGCAGAGAACAGUCGCCUGUGCAUGCAGAUCAAGAACCUGGAGCGCAGCGGAAACCAGCACAAGGCGGAAGUGGAGGCCAUCAUGGAGCAGCUGAAGGAGCUGAAGCAGAAGGGAGAUCGGGACAAGGAGUCCCUGAAGAAGGCCAUCCGGGCCCAGAAGGAGCGCGCCGAGAAGAGCGAGGAGUACGCUGAGCAGCUGCACGUGCAACUUGCUGACAAGGAUCUUUAUGUCGCUGAAGCUCUGUCCACUCUGGAAUCAUGGAGGAGCCGCUACAACCAAGUCGUGAAAGACAAGGGAGACCUCGAGCUGGAAAUUAUCGUCCUGAACGACCGGGUGACAGAUCUCGUAAACCAACAACAAACCUUGGAGGAGAAGAUGCGGGAAGACCGGGACAGCCUGGUGGAGAGACUACACCGGCAGACCGCCGAGUAUUCCGCAUUCAAGCUAGAGAACGAGAGGCUGAAGGCUAGCUUCGCCCCGAUGGAGGACAAACUCAAUCAGGCGCACAUCGAGGUUCAGCAGCUGAAGGCAUCGGUGAAGAACUACGAGGGAAUGAUUGACAACUAUAAGAGUCAGGUGAUGAAGACCAGACUGGAGGCUGAUGAGGUGGCUGCCCAGCUGGAACGCUGUGACAAAGAGAACAAGAUCCUUAAAGACGAGAUGAACAAAGAGAUUGAAGCGGCACGGAGGCAGUUCCAGUCCCAGCUGGCUGACCUGCAGCAGCUGCCCGACAUCCUCAAGAUCACGGAGGCCAAGCUGGCAGAGUGCCAGGACCAGCUGCAGGGCUACGAGAGGAAGAACAUCGACCUCACGGCCAUCAUAUCAGACCUGCGCAGCCGGAGUGAUUGUAGUCAUAGGAGCUGCCGCUCGACCGGAGCGGCUGGGGCCUCCCGCUCUCACCCCCGCCCCCGGCUCCUGCCUCCGCCGGCCGCGGCCUCUGCUGCCCUUCACGCUCUGCUGCCGUCCUCAGCCGUGCCGCCACCAGCAGACACCAAGUUGCAGAUCGAGCAUCAGGGGGACAAGCUGGAGAUGGCGAGAGAGAAACAUCAGGCUUCCCAGAAGGAAAAUAAACAGCUGAGUCUGAAGGUGGAUGAACUGGAGAGGAAACUGGAGGCGACCAGUGCCCAGAAUAUCGAGUUCCUACAGGUGAUCGCCAAGAGGGAGGAGGCGAUCCACCAGUCCCAGCUGCGACUGGAGGAGAAGACACGAGAAUGCGGGUCCCUGGCGAGGCAGUUGGAGAGCGCCAUUGAAGAUGCUAGGAGGCAGGUGGAACAAACCAAGGAGCACGCAAUCUCCAAGGAGCGGGCUGCGCAGAACAAAAUCCUGGACCUUGAGACCCAGCUGAGCAGGACCAAAACGGAACUCAGCCAGCUGCGGCGGAGCCGGGAUGAUGCUGACCGCCGCUACCAGAGCCGGCUGCAGGAUCUGAAAGAUCGCCUGGAGCAGUCAGAGAGCACCAACCGCAGCAUGCAGAACUACGUCCAGUUCCUCAAGUCGUCCUAUGCCAACGUAUUUGGGGAUGGUCCCUACACCACCUUCCUGACCAGCUCUCCCAUUCGCUCCCGAUCUCCUCCUGCUAGGGCCGCCUGCCACCCUUGGGCGGGGAGCCCAGGUGGAUGCCGUGGGAACGAGGCCUUGCUAAGCCAUACCUGGAAAGCCUGCUGGUUUUCCUCUCUCAUUUCGUGAUGAAGUAUGUUCGGGAUCUUGUCCGAGCUGCUAGCUCCCGAAAAGUGCCUGAGGCAGCCAGAGAUGCAGCAGGACCCCCUUGGUUCUCUCCUCUCUGAUAGCAUCGCCCGACGGAAGUUUUUAAUUUCCAUGGCAGGCCUUAACAUCUUUUACUCCUAGGGUCAGGUUGUAACCCACCGGGACUUUGUUCCUUUCCCAAGAGAGCGUUUGGGCUGGACUUUCCAGUCCCCUUACAGGGUCCUCUUUUUAGGGCUCCUUCUCUUGGGUUUUCUCUGACCUGAACCAGCAGGCGCUGUUUGCCAGAGGUCCUCACCCCUCUUCACAGAUCGCUUGCUGUUUUCCUUAUUUCCUGGGUACGGUGUUUCGCCCAAGGGGCUCCCUCCCAGGCCCAGUGGAAACCUCUCAUGGCCAAGUUUCCUUGAGGCCACUGGCCCUCACGUACUUCCCAGCAGACACGCGCGGGCUUACAUCCCGUUGGCUUUGUAAAAGCAGAAUCCCAAUUUCAUGGGCUUUUGAGCCUCUUUGCCAGGUUUGUUCCUAUAGAAGGCAUUUAUUCUUGAAAAAAAUGUGUGUCGUUUUACAAAAAGCUUCUAUAAUCAAUAUUUAAGGCUCCAUUGAAUGAUUUCCUUUACCCACCUCCAUCCCUCUUCGAAAAAAUGUUUCAGUAAAAUGCCGCAGGAGAGCCAGUAAAUGUCGUUAAAGGAUUUGGCGCGUGGAGCAUUAGACUCUUCAUUUCAUUUUGGCUCUUUCUCCCUUGUGCACUGUCAUCUGUAAUCCCACGAAAGGACUGAAAGGGACACACCAGAAGGCAGGGCUCAGGGUUUGGGGGCAGACGGUGUAGCUGUUAGGAGGAAGAGGACAUGUGUACAUAUUGCUAUUCUUUAAACAUCAGUUGCUUUCGGAAUGAUAAGAUGAGGGGCUAUUUUUGUUCUCUUCACAUUUUCCUGUAUUUAUAAGAAAGAGCAACACAUCCUUCAGGGAGAAGAGAACAAAUCUGGUACUGGCUGCACCUUGAACUUUCCAUUCCAGCUGGCAUUGGCCUUCUGGGUGAUCCAGUCUUGUCCCCUCUUGGCCACUCUGACCCAAGUCCAGAACUCCAGACAAUUCCUGUGUCCUUAAAAGCAGUGGGUCCCACUUGGGCCUCUGGAUGUCACCAUCAGAACCUCUCUCCACCCCAAUUUAGGAAACGUUUGUAGUUUCUAGCUUUUUAUUUUACCGAGGAAGGUCCCUGAAAUAACUACCACCAGCUACCAUUGCCACGAAACCAGGCCUGUGGUCACACACUUAAUGUCAAUGGACUUGUACUUCGUAUCGUGUAUGAAAGAUCUUAAGAGACCGUUGUGGCUUCCUGCUGCAGCGCAGUGGGUUAAGAAAUGACCACAUAGAAUUCCUGUCGUGGCUCGGUGGUAACAAAUCUGACUGGGAUCCAUGAGGAUGCGGGUUCGAUCCCUGGCCUCGCUUAGUGGGUGAAGGAUCCGGCAUUACCAUGAAUUGUUGUGUAAGUCACAGAUGAGGUUCAGAUCCCAAGUUGCUGUGGCUGUGGUGUGGGCCAGUAGCUGCAGCUUUGCUUCAGCCCCUAGCCUGGGAACUUUCAUAUGCUGCGGUACAGCCCUAAAGAGCCAAAAAUGAAUAAUUAAACAAAUCUGACUACAGUAGCUCAUGUCGCUGUGGAUUAAGGUGCAGUGGGUUAAGGAACUGGCGUUGCUUCAGCUGUGACAUAGGUGGGGCUUGGAUUCCAUCCCUGGCCUGGGAAUUUCCAUAUGCCAUGGGUGCAGCCAAAAAAAAAAAAAAAAAAAAAGACAGUUGGCAAACUCACACCCAUGUGUAUUCAUUUCUGUAUAACUCAUGACUCUUAUUUUUGUCAAACUAAUGGAAACCUCUUCAGUACAGAGCUCUGCUGUGGGUGAUGCUGGUGUGGGAAACACCCCCCUUGGGGGCCAUUGCUGGAAUUCUCCCAACAACGUUCUAUUUUUCUUUGUAAAAUACUGUAUGACAAAAAGCCCAGAGUGUUUUUGAUAAAUGAAAAAUGUUUCUAUUGC
Sus scrofa (pig) is the source of this 5217-nucleotide messenger RNA. NCBI's taxonomy places the organism in Eukaryota, Metazoa, Chordata, Mammalia, Artiodactyla, Suidae. The record is from RefSeq and is a predicted model, not a curated record.